CGAAAGUGAAAGUAAGAAUGAGGUUAACCGGAGGGUUCAGUGUCUACAGCAGUCAGUUGACGUUUCAUACAUCCAGAGACGUCGUGGAUUCCCUUUAGAGGAGCGUGUACGGUAAAGAACAUGGCCUCCACUAGUGUCCUGCUCUUUAUCAUUGUCAUCUUCAUCAGGGAAGCGAAAAGCAAUUCUUUUGUGAAAGUUAACUGCACGAAGGAAAUCAUCGGAGGAUAUGAUCAUCAGUCACUGCUCAACUGUGUAAUCCAAACCUCGGAGGUUGUAAAAGAUCCCGAAAUCCGGGGGGUCACCUGGGGGAAAAAGGGGAAUGACAAACCCGUACUAGUCUUUGAUGGAGAUAACAUAAAACCGCUUUCUCGCUAUUCGUUUGCUGAACCAUCCUGGAACAAAAAGAACAUGAACAUAUCCCUGCUUAUCCACAAAACUGCUGUAGAGGACGAGGGAGUUUACACCUGUAUGGUGUAUACAAACAGUGGUACAAGUUACAUUGAGACCAGCCUGAAAGUCAACGCCAGAUACACCGUACCAACUUUUCAGUCAGAUCCUAAGACCAUUAAUUUGGAUACAGGUGGUACUCUGACUUGUCAUUCCACUGGCUACCCAAAGGGCCAACUGCGCUGGUUUGACAAGGACAACAAAGAAUGGAUCAAGAUCCCUGAGACAGAGGUGACGCAGACAGGAAGUGGUCUGUUCAGUCUCUCAAGCACGAUGACUUUAGUGCCAAGAUCCAUUUUCACCAAGUAUAUCUGCAAAGUGUUCAAUGCCGGAGGAAACAUUGAGGCUGAGAACACUUUUGAAGUGAAAGAUCCGCCAAGCACUGGAGAACAACGUGGGCCGGGGAGCGAUGCCUCCGCUUUAGCCACCAAAAUCGGCGCCCCUGUGGUGGUUAUCGGAUCUCUGAUCGUUGGAUUGCUGCUGAUUUUGCUUGUGAUGCACAGAAGAAGAUCUCUUCGUGGCCAACGAGCCGUUCCAGUACAAGACUGUGAAGAAGAUUGUUCUCUGGAAACAAUUGCCAUGACAGCCUGAUUUCAGGAGAAACUGCGUCAUGACACAGUGUGCAAACUUACUGGCAACCUCUGAAAUCAACACAUCCUUGUUUGCUUAACUCCACUCAGUGUAUGUACUUUUCCUCCUGCAGACAACUGUGCGUGUCACCAGGUAAAACUUUUAUCACUGUGAUUUGAUAGAGACACUGUAAGUUCUACUUUCACCUAAACUUACCUUGUAAACAUGCUUAAAUCAAGAGUAAAUGUUCAGACAGACUGUUUUAUGUACUGAGGACAAAACACCAGUGGGGGCCUGCUCAGGCUGUUUUUCUAUAAAGCAACCACGCGGGGAACCAUUUCAACACCAGGGAAUCUCAGAUAUAAUUAUUUUUUAAGGAAAUCCUUGUUUUAUUUGAUGAUUAAGCCCAUGCACUAACUGUAGCCUUAGGCAGCUCAGCAGCCUUCUCUUACUUCCUCUUUUCAUGCUACUUCAAUGCAAAAGAGAAAGAGGAUGUUGAAUCAUGUUUCAGGAUAGGAGGAACGGGUUAAGAUAAUAUGUAUGUAUGUGUGUGGAUUUCUUUUGAAGUGAAUGCAAUGAUGCUAGUUCAGUGAAAAGAAAUCCUCUUUUUUUAUUGAUCUUAUUGCCAACAAAUGUCAUAAAAGCACGAAAGGCCGGCAUGAUACCCCCUGACCCAACUCAGCAGGCAAAACUGAAUCAUGAGUAACACCAUGUGGGUGUGAUUCAUGUGGAUUAAUCUGUGUAGCAUUUUACAAUGUCUGGAGCAAAUAAAUUGAUAAGGAGGUGGCCAUUUAUUGUGGUAAAACCAUAAACACAAAUGGAGGUCUAUAGCAAAAACUAUAUUUGUAUUAGCAUACAGUGAGCAGACUUGUUAGCUCAUUAAGUCAUUGGGCCUCAUUCACCAACAGCGCGUCAAACGAAUACGUGCUUAAACUGUGCGUAGCACACGUUUGAAGCACAAAUCUGGGAUCCAUCAAUAUAUUCUUACUUGAAUUUGUUCUUACACUACGAACAAAUUUAGAACCUCCUCAGACCAUGCGUACGCACAAAUGAUGAAGACAAACUUUCUCAGAAAAUGUAAACACAUACUCUUUUAACUAAAUGCAUGACAUAUUUAAACUACUUUCAGUAAAAGAAAAAAGGCAGAUGAGUCAUAUAGCCAUCUGGCAAAAAGAAAGGCAGAAAACUCAUCCUAUUUUCUAUUUUCAAGGUUUUAUUUCAAGGUUAGCUACUAUUUUUGUCGAUAUUUUUUUUACUAUAAUGGGUAAAAUGUACUAUUUUUAGAUAACUUAGAUAAAUUCUGGAAGACAUCUCACAACCCCCCAUUUGUGUCUCGCGACCCCCACUUUGAGAAUCCCUGCUCUAAGAAACGGAUGGCUAGUUGGUGAGCAAAUUUUUUGUUUUAUUUAGAUUAAGUCUCUAGUGUGUUUACGACAGUCCCUGAAUGCACCUCGCAGUGACAGCGAGGCACUUGACAGACAGUCGGUUCACGGCACUCUGAAAUGCAUCUGCAUCUUUGUUGACUAGGAGUUGAUCAAAACUUACUAAAUGGUGUCUGAUGUUUCACCAAACUGGAAUAAAAUCAAGCUGUAGAUGCGGAGCUUUUUACGGUAAUGGCGGCAGAAAUGUCAAACCUCAAAUAGUAAACGGACGUCCCCAGGUUAUGACUUUUUCACUAACGCACACCGGGGGUAAAAAUCCUCAAUGAAGAUGAGACAGAUGCAUGGAGGCGGGGAGAGCUGGAUCACACAGCACACCUGCUGCAGGUAGGUGACCAAGCUAACACUGUGCCCCUCAAAUAAUAACUCUAGUAUCUAUAAAUAACAACGUUGUCAUCUUCACUUGUCCUGCCUGCUAUCCUCGCUUUUCACCCGUUCUCCGUGCGUGUUUUGCUGUUGAAAAGUGCCGAUCAAGUGAGGACUUACGUUUAUGUUCCAAGGAAGUGAAAUUGAUUACGAAACCGAUGACGUACAGGGGCUGAGGUUAAGAUAAUUGGUCAAAUUUGCGGGAAAGUUGCGGUGAUUGUAUAAAAUUGCAAGGCCGCGCAAAAAUCGCGCUGAUUGGUUGAAUUUACGUUGAUAGUUGUGAUCACGAAGUCGCAACUUCCUGGAGGGACUGUUAUAUGGAUGAAUUGGAGCGUGGCAGUAUGCUGAUAGCAGGUUGCGGGCACGCGCCUGUCAAUUUAGAAUGAUUCUGACUCACUAAUAUACGCAAGGUGGUGAGAACAAAAUUGGCUGGUACGCACGGUGAUUUCGCGUAAGCACUUAUUUUAUGCGCAGAGUAAGAACACUUCUACACAUUUAUUAGUGAAUGAGGCCCAAUGUCAGUUUUUGUCUUUUCAUGGAAUUCAUAGUGUAAGAAAGAAUACGGAACUGUGUAUGCUUCAUCCUGUAACAGUGCUUUUUAAGAAGAUUUUGUUAAGUUCAGAACAUUGGAGUUAUUUUCUGCUCGGAGACACAUGAUGAGGUCAACUGGUUUGACUUUUAGUCCAAUGUCAGCCCUUGCAUAUUUCACAUCCUUUUUCUUACCACAGAGAAAGCUUACCACAAAGUGGAACUGUCUCCACUUGAUCUCCACUUGAUCACUAUUGCAAAAUGGGUUGUUUUAAAGCCAAAAAAAAUUUGUUCCUCUAACUGUCAUUUGAGAGACUUUGCUUAUGUAACUUUUGGCAGCAGAGUGAAACUUAACCAUCAAACUCACUGUUAUCUUCGCAAUCUCGGACAGGUUCUUAGUUUCUCUCUUCAUAUUUUCUCUGUCAGAGAAGCAGGCUCACACGCUUUCAAAGUCUUCGGAUCGUGACUUCUGUUUGAAUACCUGCAUGGUUAUGGAGCUGCCCAGACAAAAUAUCAUGUGCUUAAAAGUAAUCAUUCCAACCAAAACAAAGCCAGGAUCAUAAAAUGAAACACCUACACAACAUCUGUAAAAGUAAAUGAUUGAUCGUGUUCUGCAACACUGAGUUAAUCAUUGACUAAGAAAGAGAACAUUUAUACUACUUUUAAAUGUAAAUUUGUUACUGAAUCAUUGAAAUGGAAAUGCAAAUAUACUUCUGCACUCCACAUAAAGAGGUUCCUUGUCUAACAUUUUUAAAUCAAUGUGAAUUCAGAUUAUGUGUGUCGUGGUAAUACAGUUAAUAUGUCAUUCCAAAAUAAACAAUGCAACCGGACUUCAGACCCUGACGUCCUGACCUUU
Notolabrus celidotus (New Zealand spotty) is the source of this 4206-nucleotide messenger RNA. RefSeq lists its product as uncharacterized. The record is from RefSeq and is a predicted model, not a curated record. Lineage: Eukaryota; Metazoa; Chordata; Actinopteri; Labriformes; Labridae. Gene Ontology annotation, cellular component: external side of plasma membrane. The transcript is spliced from 8 exons. Gene Ontology annotation, biological process: immune response; T cell costimulation; negative regulation of T cell proliferation. The coding region runs from base 121 to 1038 and encodes 305 amino acids.